CAUUUUUCAUUCAGUUGGGAGAGAGACUGCGAGAGACAUGGAGGAACAGGGUCCGCAACGGUGCGACCGGUGCGGUCUGCGCGCCCACGACCACAACCGCGACAAAAUCCUCCACCAACAACCCCACAUUUGCAAAGGCAAACAAUUUCUGCAGUACUCGCAAACCAGGUACCCUGAUGGGUCCGUGCGCCUGAGGAACCCGAACAUCGAGCUGAUGGACCAGGACAUUUUGUACCACCUGGCGUUAGGCAGCGGCUCACACGACCUCGUCGAAAUGUUUGGCGACGUCAAAUUUGUGUGCAUGGGUGGAACGCCGAAGCGAAUGGAGCAGUUUGCGUUCUACAUCAUGGAGCAGAUUGGACACAAACUGCCCGCAGGCACCACCUUGCAAGACAUCAGCCAGUACUCCUAUCGCUACUCCAUGUACAAAGUUGGACCAGUUUUGUCAAUUAGCCACGGAAUGGGAAUUCCAUCAGUGGGCAUUCUGCUGCACGAGGUUAUCAAGCUGAUGUACCACGCAAAGGUCAAGGACCCGAUUUUCUUCCGAAUCGGUACUUGCGGCGGCAUCGGCCUUGAUGGUGGCACCGUCGUCAUUUCCGAAGAGGCCGUCGACGGUCUCUUGAGACCCUACUUAGAACUCCCCGUUUUGGGAAAAUUGGUUCAGCGGACGGCCAAACUGGACAAGCGGCUGGCGCGCGACCUCAAGUCGAUGGCUGAACCGUCACAAUUGUACGACACGGUCACCGGCAAGACCAUGUGCACUUACGACUUCUAUGAAGGUCAAGGUCGUUUAGACGGGGCGUUCUGCGAGUUCACCGAGAAGGACAAGCUGGACUACCUGGAGCAGAUCCACAAGGCCGGCGUGUGCAACAUCGAGAUGGAGUCGCUGUCGUUUGCCGCCCUGACGCACCACGCGGGCAUCCAGUCUGCGGUGAUUUGCGUGGCGCUGAUGGACCGGCUGAAGGGCGACCAGGUCCUGGCGCCCAAGGAGGUGCUCGAGGAGUGGCAGGAGCGGCCCCAGAAGCUGGUGGCGCGCUACAUCAAGAACUACCUCGCGCAGAAGGGCCGCCUCUCGCUCGACGGCCACUGCGGCUCCGUGCACGUGCUCAGCCCCCGCCGCUUCAAGCUCGUCCAGCAGGAGUCCGAGACCUACGACUAAAUCCAGGCUCAAAACACGCUUCCCACACACGUGCGCGCAUUCCCCAGAAAAAAAAAGAAAAAGCGGAAAAUAACAAGGUUCUCUACCGAGAAUCGCAAGAAUAUAUAAAUAUAUACUUAAAGCGUAUUUUGCUUAGGAUUAUGUAGUGCUUUGGAUUAUAUUUAGGGUGAGCAGGGCAGUGAUAUUUUUAAAUAGGUUGGAAUCCAAAAGAAAAAAAAAAUCUGUAAUGAUGUAUUUUAUUUUAUCUUUUUGCUAAGAAACAAAUCUGAUGAUUUUGUUUGAAGAAAUUGAUACUUGAGGAGAUGAUCAUGGAAAUGAAGAGAUCGGGCUUUUCCUUGUUGAAAAAAUUGUUUUUAUAUUCAAAUGCAAAACGGCUCUACCAGUUUCGGCCACAGUCUGCGACUAUUUUAUGAGCAAGGAAAAAAACGCAUUGCAACAUAAAAAUUAAAAUGUUAAAACGAACAAUCUAAGUACCAAAUUACUUCAUGAGCAAAUAUGCUGCUCGCUGAAUAAGUAAUUUGUUCAUGAAAAAAAAAACAAUUUUCUCAACGAGGAAAAGCCCGAUCUCUUCAUUUCCUAAAUCUGAUGAUAUGCAGAUUUAUUUUAUAUUCCGAAGUGGGAUCAUUUAAUUAAAAAUGGACUCAUGUGGAAUCUAAUUUUGCUGCAGCACGACCUCAAGUCAAUAGAGUUUUUCUUCGCAAGAGACAAUUUUAUUAAAUAAAUAUAAAAAUGUGAUUUGCUCCGAUAUUUUCCAACAAAUUGAACCGGCCUAUUUCAUUUUCCGUCAUUUUCUGAAAAAUUAGGGUUAUUUUUAUCACUGCCCUUAAAAUCAAUUCAUCUGACGUUUGCAUGUAAUGAGUUACGACCUUUUCCGAAAUCCUCUAAUGAAAUGGUGGCGGAGCAGAAAUCCCUGAAAUCAUCUUCUUUUCCGAGGCCUAACGAAAGACACAUGAAAGGAUUUUUCGACUUCUCUCCUCAAACGUUUCGCUCACAUCCCUCGCCAAUCCCAGUUGACGAAGACGUUAUAAAAUAUAUCCUAGCAGCGUGCAUAAUAUUCCGGAACUCAAUUCAAAAGGAGAGAAUCGUCUAAUUGUGAAAAGCCGAGGUGCGCUUACUCAAACAAUAAUGGUUAAUUAGGUUAAUUACUAAUCUCGCAAGUAUUAUACACACAUACAUACACGCCGCGAUAUCAAUAUUUAUUGUGCAUAAUGAAUUGUUUCUGUGCGGCAAUUAUGUGUACUGCGCUGGUAGUUUCGACUUGUUGCUGAUGUGUUUUUUUUAUUCAUAUACACUAAAAAUAAUAAGUGAUUAAAAAUAUAUUAUGCAAAAAUUGUUGACAAGCCGGUGUCUAGACGACUUUGCUGGCGGAUAAUUAUUUUCUAUCUUUUAUCACAACGUGUCCGGCUGGUUUUGGACCUUGUUGAGCAUCAUCGAUUAUUGAAGUGUUAAUUAGUUCUUAGCGAAAGUCAAUAAAUUUUGAAAACAUUGUUGAUCACUUCGUUCGAUGGUUAGAAAUAAACUCUAGACAUUGUAGUUUCAUGGUAGUUUAAUUUAGCUCAGAAACUCGGCUAAAAAAUAAUUUCGAAUUACGUAAAUUCCAUUCAUUGUGGGACGCAAUUUCGUUUUAAAUAAUGCUGAACAACAUUCCAAUUUUAAAAUUUUGCGCUGCUCUGACCGAAAUAUAUCAAUGUCUGUGUGUUCGUUCUGCGUUUAUAGACAAAUUUUAUUGUAGAGAUUUACUCGAUGUUGUUUAAAACAAACACGUAUUUACGCAGCUCAACAGUUGCAUUUACUGUAUAAAUUGUCGCGUUCAUCGAUGAGAAAUGUCAACGAAAAUUAAUAAGGUGUUGCUUGUUGCAAUUGAAUGUUUUACAAAACUUUGCGCGGAGUUUUGGAAACUUCGCUGAAAUAAAAUGGUAUAUUGAUCUGGA
Messenger RNA from Neocloeon triangulifer, 3090 nucleotides. RefSeq names its product uridine phosphorylase 1. Gene Ontology annotation, cellular component: cytosol; cytoplasm. Gene Ontology annotation, biological process: uridine catabolic process; nucleotide catabolic process. The coding region runs from base 38 to 1159 and encodes 373 amino acids. Lineage: Eukaryota; Metazoa; Arthropoda; Insecta; Ephemeroptera; Baetidae. The record is from RefSeq and is a predicted model, not a curated record. The transcript has 6 exons. Gene Ontology annotation, molecular function: uridine phosphorylase activity.